This is a messenger RNA of Columba livia (rock pigeon), 2275 nucleotides long. RefSeq names its product solute carrier family 19 member 1 (gene SLC19A1). Gene Ontology annotation, molecular function: folate:monoatomic anion antiporter activity; folic acid binding. Gene Ontology annotation, cellular component: apical plasma membrane; basolateral plasma membrane; plasma membrane. The record is from RefSeq and is a predicted model, not a curated record. NCBI's taxonomy places the organism in Eukaryota, Metazoa, Chordata, Aves, Columbiformes, Columbidae. Gene Ontology annotation, biological process: folate transmembrane transport. The transcript has 6 exons. The coding region runs from base 338 to 1786 and encodes 482 amino acids.
ACUGUGGGGCUUGUAGUCCCCCCGCCGCCCCGCACAUGGGGGAUGACUACAUUUCCCGAGGGCCCCCCUCCUCCUCCUCCCCCUUCUCCUCCUGUUCACGGGUUUGCUGCGGAUCCGGCUACGGCGGCCGCGGGGAGCCCCGGGACCCCCCGGCUGCGCCCCGGCGGGUAGGGUCCGCCACCCCGAUGCCCGCCGCUCCCCAGAAACUGCAGCGACGUGGCUUUCGAUGUGUCGGAGAGCGCCUGUGGCCAGAGAGGGGCUGCCUGGCCCAGCAAAGCCCAUCUAGCUGACAGUCCUAGGGAUAAAGCCGCUGUCCCACAGCAGAGCCAGCAGAGCCAUGCCCGAGAAGCAUGAGGAUGCCAAAAAGCCGUCAUCGGAGACAGCGCCAGACCAGCGCUGGAAACUACAAGUCUUCUACCUCUGCUUCUAUGGCUUCAUGACGCAGAUCCGGCCCGGGGAGAGCUUCAUCACCCCUUACCUCCUUGGGGCUGACAGGAACUUCACACAGGCAGAGGUGACCAACGUGAUCACGCCAGUGCUGACCUACUCCUACAUGACUGUGCUGGUGCCCAUCUUCCUGCUGACAGACUACCUGCGCUACAAGCCGGUGCUGGUGCUGCAGAGCCUGAGCCACAUCUCCAUCUGGCUGCUGCUGGUUUUCGGUACCUCCGUCCUGGACAUGCAGCUGAUGGAGUUCUUCUAUGGCAUCACCAUGGCCGCACGCAUUGCCUACUCCUCCUACAUCUUCUCCCUCGUCGCCCCGUCUCACUACCAGCGUAUGGCCAGCUACUCCCGCUCUUCCGUCCUCCUGGGCGUCUUCACCAGCUCAGUGCUGGGCCAGCUUUGUGUCACAUCGGGUAGUGUCUCCUUCCUCACCCUCAACUACGUCUCAUUGGGCUUCGUCAGCUUCGGCCUCAUCCUCACCAUCUUCCUUGAGCGGCCCCGGCGCAGCCUCUUCUUCAACCGGCCUCAGGGGGCUGGUGAUGGGGCUGUGCCCACUGAGCUGGACAAGAUGGCUGGGGGGGACGGUGGUGGGGGAAUGCAGGGCUGGCAGGAGGCAACGCUGUGCCGUAUGCUGCGGGAGGUGGGAGCGUUGGCCACGCAACCCCAGCUCCGGCUCUGGUCCCUCUGGUGGAUCUUCAACUCAGCUGGGUACUACCUGAUGCUGUACUAUGUGCAGAUCCUCUGGAAUGAGAUCUACCCUGCCAUGGACAACCGCCGGGUGUACAACGGAGGGGUGGAUGCCGCCUCCACGCUGCUGGGGGCCAUUGCCUCCUUUGCUGCUGGCUAUGUGAAGAUCCGCUGGACGCUGUGGUCAGAGCUGGUGAUCGGGGUGGUGACGGCUUUCCAGGCAGGGCUUCUCCUGCUCAUGAACACUACGAGCAACAUCUGGCUGUGCUACGCCGCCUACGUCCUCUUCCGUGGCUCUUACCAGUUCCUGGUGCCCAUUGCCGUUUUCCAGAUUGCUACCUCCCUCUCCAAAGAGCUCUGCGCACUGGUCUUCGGGGUCAACACCUUCUUCGCCACCGUGCUGAAGACCAUCAUCACCAUCAUUGUGGCUGACAAGAGGGGCUUGGGCUUGUCUGUGCAUCCCCAGUUUUAUGUGUAUUUUGGCUACUUCACACUGAUGGCAGUGCUCUACCUGCUGGCAGCCAUUGGUGUGGGCAUCCGGCACAGGCGCCACAAGCAGCCAGUGGAGCUGGCCGUGGACAAGGAGCCAUGCCAGCUCCCUGCUGAGAUGCCAGCGCAGGAGAAAAGCCCAGAGGCAGAUGCCGUGCGAGCCUGAGCGCCAGCACCAUCACCAGCACAGCCAGGUCCCUGCUCCAUAAGCGUCACCAUCACCACGUGCUUCGUCUCCUGUCCCACCAGCGGUCCUUGGUGCUAGCCUGUUGAGGAUGUACUCCUUAGGACCUGCUUUCUGCUCCAUGGGUGCAGGGGCUGUGCCCCCCCAGCUACAAACACAACCAGAGCAGGGGCAGGAUGCCAGUGGCUGCCAUCGCCGAGAUACAGGUGGGCUCUGGAUGGUCUCCUGGCCACCGACUCUGUUAUCAUCAUGUGGAGCCAGGCUACAAGAGAAUAAUGUUUCUUUAUUCAGUGCCUUCAGAAAAUGGUUUAUAGGACACAACUGACAAAAAAAAAAUAUAAAGAUCCACAGGCUUUAAAUUGCAUUAAUUACACAAAAUACAGUAGACUGUAAGAAAUAGAGACCGUGUGACUCGCACAGCUUUUAUGGUAAUAAUUUCCAUACAAUAAUAAAAAGCUAGUUACAGAUUUA